UCACUUCUCAGUGUACCUUACAGUCUUUACCCCCCCACGUAUCAUCAAGCUUGAGAUUUGAGACAGAGUAAACCAAAGUCCAAACCCAGUGUUGUGUUUGGCCAUUUCUGAGGCUGAGGAAAGGAUAGCCCAGAGGAGAAGAAGCACCCAUGUUCUAAGAGACACAGCUCCUUGCAAAUUGCAACCAAACACACCAUCAUGUCCAUUUCCUUGGUCUUGUUUUCUCCUCCAACCCAACCCCCACUCCUUUUUCCCUCUUCCCCUUCCAAACCCUACCUAACUCUUAAGCCCCACCUCUCUCUCAGACCAUCCAAGUUCCUCACCACCACCAAGGCCUCAGCUGAAAAUGGUGCUGGUACUUCACCCUCAGCUGCUACUGCACUUGAAAUACAACCUGACCAGAAGGUAGCUGAAACUCCCCAGCAGGUAGUUCAGAAAGAUGAGAGCUCUGUUGGAGCCAAUGGGUCUGCGGGGGCAGUGGAAACAGAAGAAGAUAAGGUUUUGAGUCAGUUUGUGGACCCCAAAUGGGUUGGUGGGACUUGGGACUUGAGCCAGUUUCGGAAAGAUGGAAAUACUGACUGGGAUGCUGUUAUUGAUGCUGAGGCUAGGAGAAGAAAAUGGCUUGAGGGUAACCCGGAAACAUCCAGUAAUGAUGCCCCCAUAGUUUUUGACACAUCUAUCAUACCUUGGUGGGCAUGGAUGAAACGGUUCCAUCUACCUGAAGCAGAACUACUUAAUGGCCGCGCUGCAAUGAUAGGCUUCUUCAUGGCUUAUCUGGUUGAUAGCUUGACUGGGGUGGGUUUGGUUGACCAAAUGGGCAACUUCUUUUGUAAAACUCUACUGUUUAUAGCUGUUGUUGGAGUCCUGCUGAUCCGGAAGAAUGAAGAUUUAGAGAAUUUAAAGAAACUGCUGGAUGAGACAACCUUUUAUGACAAGCAAUGGCAAGCAACCUGGCAGGACGAGAAGCCUGGCAGUUCCAAGAAUUGAGUAGUGACAUUGCUAUUCCUGAGUUUGCCCCUUCAAAUUCAAUCAGCAACCUCCUUUACUUAUCGAAAAAUUAUUAGCAUCUUCUUGUCCAUUUCAUGUUAUUGUAAUUACUCUGUUUUAGUGAAGGAUGAUGAAUUUAAAUUCCCAUCAUUGUAAUUUAGUCUUUUGAUUUAUUAGUUCUUGUGCCUUUCCAGUUGCAA
Quercus robur (English oak) is the source of this 1187-nucleotide messenger RNA. RefSeq names its product light-harvesting complex-like protein 3 isotype 1, chloroplastic. Bases 199 to 987 code for a protein of 262 amino acids. Lineage: Eukaryota; Viridiplantae; Streptophyta; Magnoliopsida; Fagales; Fagaceae. The transcript has 3 exons. The record is from RefSeq and is a predicted model, not a curated record.